UAAAGCUCCCCUGAUGGGCAGUUGAUGUAACCGAGGAUCUCAUUAUCCGUAGAAAUAAUGCAGUUUCAUUAUACGGCCAAAGAAAGUUUUCGAUCGCGACGCUUUUCCCUUUCUCACGCUCACUUCGUGAAGAGUAAACAGUGGAAACCGACGAUACAUGAAAAUGUGUACAGGGCCCUCUUUUUUUAUAUCAAUACACACGAUCAUUCGUUCCGAAUCGAUGACUGCGUAGAACACAUAGCCGCGGCGUCUCGGAAUAUAACGAAGCGAAAAAAAACGAGAGUCCAGUUGAUCGAAAGAAUAAGAGGAUCGUCGAAAUUCCUCUGUAUCACGGGUGUGCGCGCAUAGCGGCGAAUAAAAAACCUGUCUGGUCCAAAUCUAAUGAAAUCCUCACGGAUACAUAGGCGCUCGCUUGCAUGUGUGACUGUAUUUCGGGGCCGGCGGCCUCUCUUUAUACGCAUAUAUAAAAUAAAAUUCGAGUCCCGCCGAUGAAUAAUGAAUGAUGGCGAAGAAUGCGCGCGCGAGUGAACGCGUCGGCGUUUACUCACUCUGGUCACUCGCAUAUCCUGAUUACUAAUUCCUCGGCGGGGACCGCGCGCGAGUACCUAUCAGAGAGCCGGGGCCCCACUCGCACGCGGACUACUUCCCCGGCGCAUACUGACACCAAAUCCCAUAUUCCGGCCCCGCGCGCACGAUCGAUGCUUCACUUUCAGGCUUCAUCUUCUUCCCUUUUUGUUUCGAGAGCAAACUGUACUUGUGUGUACAGCCGUGCUUUUGAAGCCUCCCACUUAGCGGAAGGCUGUUUAGUCCUUUUUCUCGGCGCCGCGUAUAUGUAUGUGUAUUAUACUCGUGGUUUCUCUCGAGAUCCACGCAUACUCGCGGCUGUCGAUCCCGCGCAUGCCAAUUAUGCUAAUGCGAGCGUAUACGCGUGUGUGCGUGGAGUAACGGUAGAGCCGGGCGUAGUCGAACUCACUGCUUGUACAAAUACAAAUACACUGUCAAUCGCUCGCUCAUACUGAUAUAGCUGUAUAAGCAGGCGCUCUGUCGUCGACGACGACGACGAUGCUCAACUCGAUUCGAUGAUGUUUCAACGAGAGAGAAAAAGCGAAAAUAGACUUUUUGUUGCUGGGAUGCUCGACGAUGAUGUGCGUUCAUUCAUCGAAAAUUGAGUUUUUUAGAAGGAAGCGCGAUGGUUCUGAUUGAUGUACGAGGCGGUGAUGAGGCAGAUAAGGAUCCGGCUCGGUACUUUCACCGAUUUAACAUAUCCACAGUCGAUAAAAGUAAGAAGGUAUACUAAAUGUGGAUUCGGCACAUACAAACAUUAUCGACAAUUAGGGUUAAUCAGUCCAGCCGCGUACGUACAAGGAAUAACAAGCGCAUCGCAGUCGAGCCAGAACGACGAGAUAAAAGAGAUUCCAUAUUCAUUGGCCAACUUCCUCGGCAGAAACGUGUCGAAGAUAAAAACUCCCGCACUCGUCGCGAACAAUGCGCUAACAAGUGAAAAACCGCGUGUGUACGGCUCUCUCCACGUGGCCCAGGUUGGAGAGUCUACAAUACGAUCGGCCUAAGGCCCUCCGGAGGAACGCACGGAGCACCUGCGCGCGCGAGCGAGUCCGAAGGAGAGCGGAAGAGAAGAAGCACGCGAGAAGAGAGGUGGUGGUCGCCGGUAUAAAAGACUGAUCGGCCGGCGCUUCGUCUUCGUUUCACACUCUCGCCUCGCCAAGGAAGGUCCCGAGACGAGACUCCCUCUCUCUCUCUCUCUAUUUCUCUCCGUCGAGGAUUGUGCGCAUUACCCCUUCGCAUCCUUUUACCAAUAAAGGAGAGACAUGAAGUUGGUGGUGGUGCUGGCACUCUUGUGCUGCCUGGCGAUGGGCGCCCUGGCGACGCCGCUGCCCAAGACGAGCAAAGUCCAGUCGGCCCAGCAAUCGAGGCAAGCCGCCCCCGCGGCUGCCGCACCUGCCGCCAGUUCCGACGACGACGACGAUGAUGACGACGAUGAUGACGACGUCGACCUCGACAUCACCGGAGAGGACGACGACGACGACGAUGAUGAGGAUGAUGACGACGAAGAUGACGACUACCUCGAGAGGUUCAUCGACGAGGUUCUCGGAGGCGAGGACGACGACGACGACGAUGAGACGAACGCCGUUGAGCCCGCCGCCAGUGCCGCAGUCUCGGCCGUCCAGCCAGUCUCCGCUUCCGCCAACUCGCCCGUAAUCCCACCGAACGUGCAGGCCGAUCUGAACGAGGAUUCGCUGGGCAACGCCGCGGCUACCGUCAGCGACGUUGACAGCUCGGCAGCCGAGGACGCGGCCUCCUACGAAGAGGACGACCUUCCCGAGGGCCAGGCCGCCGGAACAGUCGCCGACGCGACGAUCGAAGGUGCCGAGUCGGUCUCCAGUCCCGUGCUCGUGCAGCAGGUCUCGAACGCCGUCCCAGCGGCCGGCGCUGCCAGCUCCGACGACGACGACGACGAUGACGAUGACGAUGACGACGACGACGACGACGAAGACGUCGAUCUCGACAUCACCGGUGACGACGACGACGACGACGAGGACGACGACGCCGCCGACGAGGAGGAGGAGGAGGAGGACGACGACGACGACGACGAGAUCGAGGGACUCGCCGAUAUCGCGUCCGCGAGACGCGCCGCACGAGCAAUGGUGAGCGCGCCGAACGACGUCUCGGCCAUCUACGUGGCCAAGUACAACCGUUUCGUCGACACUAUUCUCGGACGCAUCAACCGGAUUCUCAAGGACAAGUACGACCCCGUGACGGUGAAGCUGGUCAACCCGACGACCACCAACAAGAACAAGAACAAGACCACCUCGAGCAAGAAGAGCUCGAGCAAGAAGAGCAAGAGGAGGAAGAGCAGCAAGAGCAAGAGCAAGCACGCCAGGACGACCCCCCAGAUGGCCAUGGCGCCGAGAAACGAGGACGGGAUCCAGGAGCCAGCCGUGAACGUCAGCAGCAGCACCGAGCCCAUGUUUACCGAGGAGCCGAAAGUUGGAGUGACGACUCUGAGCCCACCGCCGCAAACCGAGGCUUCGCCGACGUCCAUCGCCCCCGAGUUGGCCACGAGAUUGGUGUCAAACGAAGUUUCCGCUACGUCGAGCAAUCGCGGCUCCGGCACCAGCACCAGCUCCAAAAGGAAGAAAAACAAGACCAGGGCGCCGACAAAGACCGGAACGAAAACCAGGAAGCCCGCCGCAUCGACUAACAAGGUGAAGGCGCAGGCAACGACUGCGGCGCCGGUUAAGAAGCCGCGCUCCAAGGCGAAGGCUACCCUCUACGGUCUCUCGUCGCUGAAGCGCUCGGGCGACGUGUCGGUCAACAUGAUGAGCGACCACACGACCAUUAGGACCAAAUUCAAUCUGGGUCCGCUGGUACUCAAGGUCGAGAAGGAAUUCGGCAGAUCCACGAGGAAGGAAGUGCGUAGCGCUACCGCUACCACCGCGGAGAUGUCUGGUAGACUCAGUCUGAGAGUCUAUCACGGCGGAGCUGCCACUCUGCACUCCAUCCGAGUUCUCCAGCCGAAGCAGAUGCGCAUAGAGAGCGCCGACGACCACGACAGGACGCGCGAGUUCGUCUGGAAGCGCUCGUCGCACAUCGCUCACCUGGUCUCGCAGAAGCUGUCCUCGGCAACACGCUCGAUGCUCCGGCCACCUCCCGGUGGCUUCGCCGUCAGUCCAGCCGCUUGAGCUUUUUCGCAAGCUCUCCCUGACGACUCAUCAUCCACCGUAUCAUUGCCAUUUUUUCCGUUUUUGAUUAUAUACGCUUCGACAGCGAGCAUUGCUCCGCGGACAUAACGCGAGAUGUCUUACCUCACUACGCGACGUAAAUCCGGAUCGGUGUGCGAGAAUUAUUUUCGAAUCGUCGAUCCGCUACAGUAUACCGACUCAUACCUGCAUUAUUACUUUUAUUUAUUGCCGCCUGGCUGGCGUUUAAUACUCUAAUCGAUGAAUUAUUUAUUUAUUUAUUUAUAAUAUAUUUAUACGACUAAUUCUUAGUGGACGUUCAAUUUUUAAUAAAAGGCUGAUAGCUUAUGUUUUGAACGCAGGACUAGAAAAGGUGCUCUGGCAAGGGGUUCAAUGUGAUUUUUAAUUUUUUUUCUCACUCGCAAAAUGAAGUAUAAUAUGUACGAAACUUUGCUGAGAGUGACAUUCCGUGACUGUUCGUUCAAAUUUUUGGGUGCUCAGCGCGUAAGUCUAUCACAGUACACGUAGAAUAACUGUAGCGAAUAUUUCGCAUCGGGAGUGAUCUUUUUGUACUUUGUAAAUAAAUGUAAGGAGAAAUAUUGAAAAUAAAGAUGAUAAAAAUGAAAA
Nasonia vitripennis (jewel wasp) is the source of this 4325-nucleotide messenger RNA. Its product is annotated as eisosome protein SEG2-like. NCBI's taxonomy places the organism in Eukaryota, Metazoa, Arthropoda, Insecta, Hymenoptera, Pteromalidae. Bases 1827 to 3701 code for a protein of 624 amino acids. The transcript has 7 exons. The record is from RefSeq and is a predicted model, not a curated record.